This is a messenger RNA of Mercurialis annua (annual mercury), 7955 nucleotides long. RefSeq lists its product as uncharacterized. The transcript is spliced from 14 exons. The record is from RefSeq and is a predicted model, not a curated record. Lineage: Eukaryota; Viridiplantae; Streptophyta; Magnoliopsida; Malpighiales; Euphorbiaceae. Gene Ontology annotation, biological process: maturation of LSU-rRNA from tricistronic rRNA transcript (SSU-rRNA, 5.8S rRNA, LSU-rRNA); maturation of 5.8S rRNA from tricistronic rRNA transcript (SSU-rRNA, 5.8S rRNA, LSU-rRNA). Gene Ontology annotation, cellular component: nucleolus. The coding region runs from base 101 to 7903 and encodes 2600 amino acids.
AGUGGGUCUUUUCUCCCCCUCUCUUUCAAAAUUUAAUGUCUAAAACCCUACACUGCAAUUAAACCCUAAUUAACAACAUUAAAUUAUUUAUUCAUAAAAAAUGGUGAAUACGGAGGACCCAAUUUCUGCUUCUGAUGAUGACCAAGCUGUAAUGGAAGGUAAUGAAGAAUUGGGUAGUAAUAAAGAGACGAACUUUAUGGUUAAAGCAAGUCAUGAUGCUAAACUCAAAGAAUUGUUACAUAAAAUUAAUUCAUUUGAGAUUAAGUUAUGUUCAGAUGCUACUAAAGAGUUUAUAAAGUUGCUUAAAGGUAGCAACUCUGGUGGUGAGUUGCUUCACUCUUAUGUUAAUUCGACUUCGAAUUUCUCGGAACUUUUCUCCGCAUUAAAACUUCGCGAAGGAAAACCGGGAUCACAUUACUUAUUGAAGUUGAUUUCUGUGAUUCUUGGUCAUCCUGAUGGGAAAUUUGUGCCUAAUGAUAAGGGUAGGAUUGGUGUUAGUGCUGUUCUCGAUAAGUUUGCGAAGUCUUUUGUUGAAGAAAAGUUGGAUUUUAUUCAUAAGGAGUUAGUUAGUAAAGAUAAAAAGCGACAAAAUGCUGCUCUUUUGGUUAUGUCUUCGGUUGUUAGACGUGGUUCGGGAUUGGCAUCUGAAGUUGCUAAAAAGUUUGAUUUUAAGCUCAAGGGGUUCUCCAAACUUUCUGAGUAUGAACUGAGGAAGAAUGAUAAUAAAAGGAAGAAAUCUACAAAUGAUGGGAUAAGGAAGUACAUCACUAGGAAGUCUUUUGUUGGAUUUGCAAUGUCAUUUUUGGAGGUGGGGAAGCCAGGAUUGUUGAGGUGGGUCUUACAGCAGCGGGAAGUGUAUUCUGGUGUUCUUCGUGUGCUUGGGAAUGAUGAUGAUGAGACUGUUAUGUAUGUUUUGUCCAUAUUGCGAGAUAGGGUUCUCACUGAAGACUCAUUGGUUCUUCCGUCUCUAAGAAGUGUCCUUUUCGGAAGUGUUGUUUUGGAACAGUUGGCCGACAUUGCAAUAAAGAGGUAUGGUGGGGACACAGCCGAGUUGGCACAUAAUGUGCUACAUAUGGUCUGUACUGAUCCUUGUAAUGGAUUGAUGCCAGAUUUGAGGAGACACCCAAAUCCAUUGAAAGGAAACCCCAAGAGACUUUUGCAGCUUAUGAAGAGCCUGAAGGCAACAGAAUUAGAUGGUAGACAUCACCAAGAGUUGCUUUUAGCUAUUGCUAAAGGGAGUCCAUCCUUAGCCGCAGCAUACUUAGAGGAGUUCCCCUACAAUCUUGAUGAUUAUGCGUCUCCUAGCUGGCUUUCCACUGUUUCUCUUGCAGCAAACUUGGUUUCUUUGGUGAUUGUGGACGCUCCUUUUGGCUUCCUGGAUUCUCAAUCUGAUGAUCCACCUUCUUUUGAUAGUGUGGGUUUGCAGAAUAUCAAGAAGAUCAUAUCUUCCCGUUCCUUGAGCCGAUCAGUAAUAAAUAAGGGUUUACUUCACUCAGAUUUUCUUGUGAAGAAUGGAACUUUACGACUUCUUUUGGAGACCUUGAGGCUAUUUGAUUCAUUUUUUAGGGCCAUAAACUUAUCCCGUGAUAAGGAACAAAUGAUGCCAAAAUGGGCAGCAUUUAAGCAGGAACUAAGGAAUGAAAUUCAAACCUUUCUUCCUGAUCCGCAGAUUUUUCUGAGUCUUCUUUCAUCCUUAAGUAGCCCUGCUAAGGCUAGUGAUUCAUGUUUGAAAAGAAAAGCAGAUAAAGAAACUUGUCUUGUUCCCUGCAAGAAAAGAAAAACAUUGAAAAAAACUAUCAUGAAUGAGGAUGCUGAUAUUAUAAUAGGUGGAAUAACUUCAGCUCUGGACAGUGCUUGUGCGAUGGAUGGUGAAAAUGUUGUCGAUUCACAGAUGCCACAUGCAUUAGAUAGUGAGAUGGAUUUUAUAACUGGUUUGUCAGAAUUGUGGAAUUUUGACCAAUGCUUCGGGUCUGUGUCCACACGAAAGGAUGCAGAGAUAUUCUUCCACUCUAAAGUUCUUGAUGCUGUCAAAGUCUAUAUUCUGAUCAUGCCUACUGCUUUGGAGGGGUCAUUUGAAUUUUUUAUGAAUCUUCUCGGCAAUCCUUCAGAAUUGCCUUCUAAUUUGUUGUUCUCGCUGUUGUCUCUUCUAGUUGAGUACAUCAGAAGCCAUCCAGGGAGUGGAAUUUCUAUCAAAACUCCGCAAAUGAUGUACAAGCAUCUUCAGCCAUUUCUUAAUUUGCUGCUUUUUUCGCCUGUGGUUGACAUAAAUGAUCAAGCUUUUACUUUGGCUAGAGCAGCUAUGUAUAGUACUGGUGCAUUUGACAGAAAUUUAAAUGAAAUUGUUGCCUGGUUCUUAUUCUUACCUGGAUACGGUACAGUUAAAUCAUCUUUUGAGAUCCAUAGAGAAGUGAUGCAGAGCUUGUCAGCAGUAGUCAUCUCAUUUUUAUGUGAUGCCAUAUCAACUAUUGGAAAUAAUUUAUUUAAAUACUGGCAUGCCUUUAGGAACCAUAUUCACCGUUUAAAAGAAUUUACGGAUAUUUCACCUGAUUUCAGCCCUUUUAUCAUAUGUGUCUUGCAGAAGUGUAUAAGGUUACUCUCUUCAGACUCUGGAACUUUUUCUAUACCAGAGAAGACGAUGAUAUCUACAUAUGUGUGUAACACAUUAAAGUAUCUGCUGCAAACUCAGGUAGAUGCACGAUUGUUAGCUGCUUUGAUUAAAUCACUUUUGUCUGAGGGACUUCAGGACCGCCAUUCUUUGGAUUCACUCUGUGAAUGGCUUCCAUUGAAAAGUUUAAUGCUCUUGGCUGAGAAUAUAUUGCAUCAAAAUGCUUGCUGCUCUUUUCCUAUUAUCCACAAAGAUUUUCCUGUUGAUAUUUGUUUUCUGAAAGCACUAGGUGAAAUAAGAAAAAUUAUAGAAAGUGAGGAUGGUUGUAGUGAAACAUCUGGAAUUGUGAGAGCCUUUUACUCUUCAAUUGUAUGUACCACACCAGAUGCAGUGCUAAAGGAUCUUCCGACAGUUAUGACCAUUUCACAGCAUAUUCGGGCUCCACUUUCCUUCUUAUCCUCAAUAAUAUUUCUUGACCAAAGUUUUCUUGCUGGUGUUAUGAAGUUGUGGCCUAAAAUCUUUUUGUCUGGUCUAGAAAAGGCCGUCUCUACGUUUGAUCCCCAAGACAAAGAAAAUGAUGCCUAUACUCGAGAAAUAUUGCUUAACGUGGAUUUUGAUGCUACUGAAGCAGCAGCUGCUGUUGCUUUUGGUCUCUUUUUAAGGCAAGCACCUUUUCACGUGAUAUUUCAGAUAAUUAUAAGCAAUUAUGGUCCUUGUAUAUCAGAGUCAUCGAUGAUAAAGGACUUGCUUAUGGAUAAAAUUUCUGAAUGUACAAGUGAUGUUGUAGUUUCCUAUUUGCGGCUUCUUCUAUUCUGGUUUUAUCAGAUACAGCUGUCUUAUAGAAUAAAACCAUCGGCUAAACUGAAAGAAUCCACUGAAAUCUGUUUUAAUCUUCUAAAGCAUUUGCUCAGCCGGCUGUUGGUUUUGAAACCUGAUUCAAGAGAUCCUCUUUCAGCUGAACUUUUUCAUGAAGUGGUUAAAACCAUCUUUUCCCAUCCUGGUGUAGAAACAUCCUUGUCAUAUCCUUUGGGUUGUGAAGAUAAUUCUAAUGAGGACUUCAUGGAGGGAAACUUUAAGGGCAACUUAGAGGCUUUCUUUGUGUUCUCUCAGCGACAAGUUCAUCCAAUUGAUCAUCACGUCUUGGAUAUUUUGACUACAACUUUUGAUUACUUUUUGAAUCCAUCAUGCGGGCAACAUUAUGUACUCAAGUUUGAAGAUGGUAGAGGUAAGCAACUUGUGAAAGCAAUUAAAACCCUGAUGCAGAAUUUGCAUCUGGAACUGAAGGAUAAGCUUGAUCUGUGCAUUAGGACCAACGAUUUGUCACCUAUUCUCCAACCAUUUUAUGCUUUGCAUGCUUUGACGCAUUUUACAUCCCCGUUUGAGCUUUUUGAAUUAGCACAUUGGAUUUUUGAUAGGGUUCAAGUGAAUGGUUUGCCUGUCCUACAAUCCUGCAGUACAUCUGCUCUCGCUAUAGGAUUUUGUAUAGCUAGUGAUGCUUUCAAAAUUUUAUCUAGUUAUUUGCAGCAGCCUAUAAGAAGCAAAGCACUGUUUUACACAUUUUGGGCGAUGGGAGAGAAAAACUUGGACCUCAUUGAGGACAUCUAUGUAAAGCUAUGUAAAUAUGCCAUUGAUUCCAGACUGGAUUUUGCAUAUUCUUGUUUGCUGGAAGCCGUCACUGCUGUCUACAAGCUGAAAUGCAUCAAAUCCGAUUUACUUGAUCCAUUAAGCUUGGUAAUGUCAAGUGCUAUAAGAAGUACUCCCAUAGAAAUGGUUUCUCAUUGCAUUUAUGGAACAAGCAAGACAAAAGCUAAAUUGUUGUUUCUUCUUGUUGAGAUAAACCCCCCUCAUCUGUCAGUUUUAGGGUACUUGUUUUCAGGAAUUGUAAGUAAAAAUGAUCAAAUUAACAGAAAGAUGGUGGAAGAGACCUCUAAUAUGUCUCUGUCUGAUGAGGACUGCACUUUGCUGCUACCUGCAGUACUCUCAUACUUGAAUUCUGUUUUUACGAAAUUAGAAAAGCAGCGUCACAAACAGUUUACCGAAAUGCCUUCUUUUUAUGCAAAAAUUUUAUUAAGGGGUUUUCAGAACUGGAAGAGCUUUGUAUCCGGAUUGGUAUUUCAGGAACAUUAUGAUGAAUGUUUGCCUUCAUCUAUCAAGGAACUUGUCAAUCUGGUUAAUAAUAGUCUACUUGGGAAGGCAAUGCAUAUGUUACAGUACCACUUCUCCUUAAAUGGAGAAAUGGAAAUGGAGGAGCGGUUGAAGAUGUUCAGUUGUGUUGUUACCAGCUCUGAUGGAUAUGAUCAUCUGCUAGACUGUGAUAUUGAUGAAAUUGAAAUUUUUUCAUGUAGCCAGUUACUAAACCUUAUCAACAGAGUUGCUGCUAAAAUAAAAUUCUGCCGAAUGUUGUUGUUUCCAGAUGAUGAUCAAAUUUGGCCUCUAGUGCAAGAAGCAGAUAAACCAAAAGCAACAGAGAUGGUUUCUAGUAAGGAGGAUCGAUCAAGAAUGAGAUUGAUACAGACUUUGGUUAGAACUUGGCAAUGUAUAGUCAAAAAGUAUCCUGUAGUCUCAGAAUGUUCCAUCAAAGAAAAAAGCUCUGGUUGUUUGCAGUUGUACAGAUACUUGGAAUUGUUUAUUUUAAAAAUUAUUCAUGAAUUAACUUGUGAGAUGCGUGAUGGUCUUAUCCAAUUGCAAGCCAUUCCUUUCCUUGAACAAUUGAUGAGGGCAUCUCUUCUUUAUAGGUUUGAAGAUCCAACAACUUUGAAUGUUCUUCGUAGCAUCCUAACAUUACUGUCAGAGGGGAAAUUUUCAUCUGUUCUAUACCUUCAACUGUUGCUUGCUCACUCUCAAUUUGCAUCUACCAUUCAGUCUCUUACUGUUUUACAGACUUCUCAUGAUGCUGCUUUUAUUAGACCUAUGUCUAGCAUUCUGAGAUCACUAGUUUUCCCUCAUCUAAUCAGCAAGAAUCAUCUGAAAUCAACUAAACCUUAUUUGAAGCAGUUGGAGAUUGUUAAAUUACUUAGACUGUUCAUUCAAAUGAAGCCUGAUCAGAUUGGUUGUUAUUCUGGACAAGAUAUCGGCAUAAAUCUUAAAGAUCUUUAUUUAUUGCUUUUGUCUUCUUAUGGUGCAACGCUUUGUGAAAUGGAUUUGGAGAUAUUUGGUCUAAUGCGUGCAAUUGAAUCUAUUGAUGACUCAGUUUCUAAAGAUCUCGCGGAAAGGGAUUACCUGUGGGGAAAUGCUUCUUUGAGAAUAAGGAAAGAACGGAAUUUGGACUGGGAUACAUCUAGUAUUUCGAUUGAUACAGAAGUAUUGGAAGAACGUAGAAGAAAUCAAUUUAGGGAAAUCCUUCCUAUAGAUCCCAAGAUGUGCAUGAACACAAUUGUCAGUUUCCCCUAUGACAGAAUUCUAAGCAUAGGACCUGAGGAUCCAAAGAAUAUGCAAGUGGAAAUGGUGCAUUUUCCUGGUGCUGAGCAAUCACAACAAUAUGAUCCUAUUUUCAUCUUAAACUUCUCCAAUCAUAAUUUGUCAAUGGGUCAUAUUGAACCUUUGGAGUUCGCUUGUUUGGGCUUGCUUGCAGUUGCAUUUAUUAGCAUGUCUUCAUUUGAUAUUGAGAUAAGAAAACUGGGUGAUGCAUGUCUUGCAAAGUUUAAAGAUGCGCUAGAGAUAUGCCAAAAGAAAAAGGAUUCAAUGCGGCUUCACCUUCUCUUGACAUACAUGCAAAACGGAAUCAAAGAACAAUUUCAGAGAAUUCCCUCUGUUAUAGCACUUUUUGCAGCAGAAUCAUCUUUCAUAUUGUUGAAUCCUUCAAAUGAUCUCUUUACAACUUUAAGUAAUCAUUUGAUGCAUUCUCGUAUGGUAGAUAUGAAGCACAUACCAUUGUUUCAUUCUUUGGUCAAGAGUAACUCUGUUAAUUUCAGAGCAGAGAGACUGUGGAUGCUUCGCCUAGCUUGUGCUGGACUUAAUUUAGAUGAUGAUGCUCAAAUAUUUAUCAGCAAUUCUAUUCCCAAGACCCUAUUGAGUUUCUAUGCUACCCCCUUUGCAGAUGAUGAGUCGAAGGAACUAAUUCUUCAGUUUGUCAAGAAGUCAACCAAAUUGGACAGAAUGACUCGGCAUCUUGUUGAAAGCUGUGGACUAUUUCCAUGGUUAUCUUCUGUAAUCUCAGUCUCCAGUGCAAUUUUGGAUGAAAGUGACAAAAGUUUUGCAUCACUGCAGUUUGUUUUGGCUGUAGAGGUUGCAUUUGCUAUUAUUACAUCCCGGGACAUCGUGGAGUCUGUAUGGUUUGAAAAGUAUGCGUUUGAGCAGUGUAUGGAACUUACAUCUCAUCUGCAUAAAGUCCUAGUUGGUGGCUCAGAGUUGAUCAAGAAAAAUGUUGAUCUAAGCGAGCCUAUUCUACAGAUAAUUAUAUCAACAUUGGGGAUAUCACAAAAAAGGGAGAUAUGCCAACCACAUUUCACUUUAUCAUUUGAGGGGUUGUUUGGAAUUUAUCAGACUUGUAGUGCUAUUUGCACAUCAAGAUGGGGUCUGGAAGCUAUACUUAAUAGUACACCUCCAGUUGGCAUUUUCCACACGAAUCAGGAAAAGCUUUCAGGUUUCCUUAUGUGGGCAGUGGCUACAGCUUUGAAGUCUGAUUCUGAAAAAAUUGGAGAUAUCAAGGAGUCUCAAUUUAAUCUAAUGAUCUUUUCAGAGAAAGCAUCAUAUGAAGAAUCUCUGAUCUCAAAACUUUUACGUUGGCUGGUUGCUUCUGUCAUUGUUGGGAAGCUUUCAUGGAAGCUUAAUGACGUGGAUGCCAAAAUUUCAGAAAAAUCAAGCCCGGAAACUUUGCAUUCCUUCUUGGACUAUGUAGAAGAAAGAUGCGAAGGAAGCAAAAACUAUGAGUUCGAUUGCGAAGAGAUACUAGCUGCCACUAUCUUUUACCUUCAACAGAUGGUUGGUUUGACUUGCACGGUACCAUCUUCCAUUGUAUCUGCGCUGUGUAUUCUUCUACACUGUGGUCCCUCCAAAUGUUCAGAUUUCGAGCAUGACUGUGGAAUUGACAUUGUCUCCUUGUGGUUGAAAAUUCGUUGCCCUAUUGAAGCCAAUCCUGAAUGGAGAUGGUUCUUCGACAAACCUUGGGGCGAUCUUAAUCUUAGAAUGAGCAAUUUGCAGCAGAUGGAUGAGCAUCAAGCUUGUCAAACUCUCAUGGUGAUUAUCUCAAACAUUCUCGGAAAGAAACCAGUCGACUCUCAGGUUCUGUCAUUUCAAAAGCUAGUAAAUUUUGAUUGGGAAAGAACAAUUAUAGAAACCAAUGAUAAUGGAGGCACAUAACAUUAUGUUUUUUUAGUUCUUAAAUGAAAGUAAGUCCAAUUUUGUGCAUUAA